GGUGGCGCUUAUAGUCAAGGAAGACUGCGUGUAGCCGUAAGUAACUAGUACAAAGGAUCUUGUGCUAAAAAUUCAAAUUGGAGUGUAUAUUUUGGCCAUAUCGCAGUGAUUGUUACCGCUUGCGAGCAGUUUAGCGUCUGAUGAUAAAUGCGCAGUGCUGAUCUCAUACGCAUGGGAUCGCGGCAGCCUAGCCGGAUUGGGAAGGAAAAUUUCGGGAACGCAACUGGGAAGUCAGGAAGUGCAGCAUUUCUAAUCAGGUUGCUCACAUCCAUCAAUGUUGAUUGGCCUAUGGUGCUGCAUCCAAUGACUUACCUUAUGCACCAUUCAGCAUAAUCUGCCUUGCCAAUGGAUACUGCUGACGAGCCUAACAUGACGUGCCAUCAGGAUGUGACAAUCCCGUAACUGCACAUUCUUAUGGGCCUGUGUGCUUUGGCCUGGAGCUGUAGUACCAAGCAUUCUUAAAGGACCUUGAGGACAGGUUCAAUUCAGUGUCGCAGGAUCAGAGCCAAGUGUCCACGAAGAAGUGAUUGGCUACAUUGACCUGAACAACUCUGGCUUGCAGCUUGUCGGGGGCGACACUUUCUACCUCCAAACUGAAGCACUUAGGGAACACAUCCUAAUGUCCGAGCACGGGAAGGAAGUGCAACCUAUAAUUGUUGUCGUAGAAGAAAACUCUGAAAAUGUUGUUGUUCAGGCAUUUUCUAGAGAUUCUGAGGCAGUGGGAGACGAGGCAGCCUUCACAGUGAAUCAGUUGGAUAAUGCCAUCUCGGCUGCCCUUCCAGAGCAGCUCACUGGUGUAGAAACAAUUAGAACUUCUGCAGGACAGCAACUUCUAAUACUGUCUGAAGAUGCUAAUGGGAAGCUUGUAAGCAUGGAAGGCGCACCGGUGGAACAUUCUGCUGCUGUUCUUGACACUGGGCCUUCAUGCCAGGAGGUUUCAAAGGGUCAUGUAGAUGGGCAGUGUGUUGCAUCACCUGAAAGCAGCCAGAUGGAGUUACAGCAAGAAUGUAAAGAGUUGUCAGAGGAAAAUGGCAGUGGUGUAGUAAAUGCAAUUCCUGAUAAUGUACAUGUUCCUGAAGAAAGCACAGAAUGCAAAUAUGAAAGUAAGCCUCAUGCAGCUGCACCAGUAGGUGUGAACAAGUCUAGUAAGACGAGUAGCUCUGAUGUGCCAGUCACCUUGGGUCAGGGCGACAGUUCAGAAUGUCGAGAAAAGCCACCUUCACAGAGCAGGGAACCAAUGCAAGUCACAGAAGAAAAGAAUGGAAUAGUGGACAUUAAUGUCGGUGAUAAUCAUUCAAGUGACAUGACUGUGCCAUUGGUGCAGUCCAUAAAACCUGGUACAGAGGUCAACCUGAACAUGUCCGAAAUGCCAUUAGCGCCACCCGUUGUUGGUGGGAAGUUGGACACCGCUGAUGUGCUUGAUGCAGGCAUGCAUACCAAGGAAGAUGCCCUAUGUGCUGUACGGGACUCUAAGAGUACUGAGACUGCAGACAACACCCUUGAAGUUUCUGAAUGUCAAGGUCAAGGUACAAGGGCACAAACUAUGGAUGGUGUGUGUGCAUCUCAAACUUCAAGCAACCAUUUUAUCACUGGCACUACAACAAAUCCAUUGCUUGGAAAGAAAAGUGAUAAAUCUCUUCCAGUGGUAGCUGAGCACAGUGAAGUCCCAUCAAAAGAAUCCCUCGACGAAGGCCAAAACAUGGAAGUGUGCAGCAAAACAGCUAGUCAAAGUGCCAAUGUCGAACAGCAAAAUGAACCUUUGAGUCAAAGCAUUAGAUGCAGCAGUGAUUGCUCUACUGUGACUGGACCACUGCAUAAAAGCCUGGACCCAGAGGCCAGCAAGCAUUCUGUUAUAUUGAGGGCUGAUGCAGCAGGUCUUGUCAAAAGCAGGGCGGGACAUCCACCUCAAUGUCAUACUAAAGGAAAUGCCUCAAUAAAAAAUGUGUCGAUAUUAAAGCCACAGACCAGCUCUACAUUUGCAUCUUCCAAAUCAGAAGCUAGUAGCAUGGCCCUUCACCAAGAACAAGAAAGCUUGGAAGAGAAGGAAGGAAGAAAGUCUACACGUUACUGUACUGUAGAGGAUGAGAAAAGUGCAUCUCUUCUGGUCAGCACAAGUGUAGAAAAAACCCUAGAGUCCAAAGACGAGCCUGCAGAUUUCAAUAUUGAAUCUCUGCCUGCAGCUCCAGAGGAACUGUCUCAAACCAGUUGCAGUGAUGUUGCACACAAUAUUGAUGAACCUGAAGAAGAAAGUACCUCAGCUAAACACUAUUGUGCACAUGAAAAGACAAAAGACCCAGGACAAAAAUCGCGCAAAGGUGAAACAUUGAAAGUUCUACCAGCUGCUAGUAUUUUAAGUAAUAACGUAAUUACUGACAAUGAAAAAGCAAAAUCUCAAUCGACUGAGAAAGAUAACCCAGUAACAGAACUUAAUAUGUUGAAAGAAAAUUCUGAAUCAACAUUAGAUCAUCAGACAAAAUCUAUCCAGAAAGAGGAGGCAUUCCAGUCAAGUGAAGUGAAGGCAUUGCGUGAAAUGCCAAAGAAACAAAGUGACAAAAUGACAUUGAUUCCCGUAACAAGCAGUUAUGCAGAAAGCAAAUUGCAGGGCUCUCCACAUAAUCAAAAUCUUAAAGCCUCCCAGAAGAGAGAGUCUGAAAGUAUCCAAGAAGCACCAUCAGAUGCAACUUUACUAGCUGUCCAAGGCAGCCGACCUGAUACAACUACGGAACAUUGUGUAGUUCAACCACAAGCAUCAUCAGAAACAGACACUGAAGAAAACAAGUUACAGGAAGAAACCACUGAUGUACUUCUUGGCAAGCCUGCUGAUAACACAGAGAUGCACAUUUCUAAGUGCCAUCAUAGCAAGAACGUUUUUGAGCAUUGUGCUCAACAUGAUGACAUUGGAGGACUUCAAGAAUUGCAUGACGAUGAGCAUCUAGGCAAGGAUGCAUGUGAAAAGACUGAAAUAAGAGCGAAAGCCUUCAACCAAGACAUUCAGGAACAAGUAGGAGGUCAAACUAGUGUCACAGAUACGGGCAUUACGAAUGUGCCAGAGAUUUAUGCUUCACUUAGAGCUUCACUUAAAAAGGGUGGAAGAAAAAGCAGUGCUAAAGGCCCUCCUACUGAUAAACUUCUUGCUGCACUUGACCUGGUACCCCGUCCACCUGAUGACUCAACACAAUCAUGUUCACCAUUUGAAGAGCAAGAUGUGACAGCUAAAGAGCCAUGUCGAGCAUCUGCAACUUCCGAUUUGGGAGAAGGAGAAACCAAACCUGAAAAUGAAUGCCUAGAUGAGCAUGAAGAUGACACUGCCAGUAAAAAGCGUUGGAGCCUUCGUACACCAACAAAACCAAGAAAGAGAGUCAUCAUCCCAGAUAGUGAUGAUGAAGAUUUUGAGGCCUACGUUAGUGAAGAUGUUCAAUCUGCAACACAAAAGAGCAAGUCAGAAGAGGCAUUUGAUGUUCUUUUAGAUUUCUUCAAGAAAGAGCAAGCUCAGAAAGCCGCCGUGGAAACUGCAGCAACGAGAAAGAGAAGUGCAAAAAAAGUUGGCCGUCCGCCAUCGAAAAGUUCAUCUGUACGUAUCCCAUUCGAAAAAGAGUCUACUGUCAAGACAGCCAAAGCAAAAGAUGUAGUAAAGCCCACAGCAAGAAAAAGCCAACCUGUGCACACACCUUGCACAACCAGCCAAGCGACUGCUGUAAAGCAAGCUCGAAAGCGACGCUCAGAGCCAGUGAAAGUUGUGCCUCAUAAAAAGAGUGUAGGUGAUGGUGCUGGUAGCCGGAUUCCCUCUAUGAGUGAUACAUUUGCUGGUGACAUCAGAAUUCGCUGCCAGAAGCCAAAUUCCUCAAUGGAUAAGAUGACAUCACGGUAUCACUGCUCCAAAUGUGGCUUCCGCUCAGCUCGCAUGGAGAAUAUUGUGAGGCACCAUAAGCAGGACUGCCCAUACUCUAAACAACAACCUGCUUGGGAUUCCAAGGCCCUGAAAAGUACAAGCACUGCUCUUGCAUGAAUCUAUUACCACUGUCAUGUGCACUGCUGGCUGCUGCACUCAGUCAGUUAAUUUGAUCGUCAUAUUUUCUAUCGCCAGUAUCAUUGUUCUUAAUUGGAAAAAAGAAUGGUACAUUAAAAGCACAAAAAAAUUUGCUCUGUGUACAGCACAAUUUUGUAAAUUGUGACCACAUGGAUCUAAAUAAAGUUCCGUUUUCACAUAGUUUUGCAGAACUCUUUCAUAUAAUAAGGCCCACAGUAGGCUGCUAAGUGAGCCUUGUGUUCAUUUUAAUUUUCUUUGUAUUUAGGAACAAAAGCAAGGGAUGUAAUAGUUGUGUUUGAACGGCUGUGUAUUUUUAUUUGUAUGCUUGUGUUUAUUUGCAGUUUUAAACUGUGUGCCAGUGCUGCUGCAAAAACACUUGUGUGCUGUUACAGGGCACAUGUUCUUUUAUCUACCAGUGGCAGUACUAUGCACCUGAAAAAUCUUUACCAAGUUGUUUGGCCGUAAAAUCCGGUGAUGUGACUGUAUCAUGGCACCUACUGCUGCAGCUGGUGCAAACGAAAUGACCAAACAUGCCAUGUGUUAUCAUGGUUUUUAGUAUAGAUAAUUAUGCAUAUCAUUUCUCCUACAUUUCUGGUCCUAUGCGGUAGAUAUAAACUAGCACACAUUGUAGUCUAUAGAACAUUGUUUCUUUUGUCAAGACAUUUGCAUGUGUUCAAACAUGUUCAUCCUAAGGGCACCUGUGCAAUCUUUGUUUAUGUGAAAUCCUCCCUUAUUGAAAUAGCCACUGAAAGCUGCCUGCACUCAUUCACCAGCAAAAAGGGCAUUUUUCAGCACUGAUUCUUAGUGUUGAUGGUAGUGGAGCAGUGUCAGAGGAAUGAUGUUUUUCUCCUCCUCCUGCCUGUCUUAAAAAUGAUUUGCAAUGCUGACAUUUUGAUGAGACAGUGCAAUAGCAGGUGAGAUCACAAUUUCCGUAUUCGACUGUGUCCCACUGUUGGUAUACCCCUUAUCACCUUGGAAGUAAUAACGAUAAAGUAAAAUGUCAAAAUAUCCGACGUCAGCCUAAUUUUAUCAAUAUACAAGCUUAGCAUAUGCAAAAAAAAAGUAGUGAAUCCAAAAUCAAAAUGACGAUUUGGUUGUCAAAAGGAGGCUAUUGGGUGCAUUGUGCUUGUUUGUUUUCAUAUGUGUCAAUAAAUGCUGAUGACUGGUUGUAUGAUUUUGGUACCUCGCUUUUUUUUCGCCACUCCAUUUCCUUGGCUUGUCAAUUUUUGUAUGAGUAAUGAUUGGUGUGCUCAUUUUUGUAUUCAAGCAAUUUUAGAUUUUGCUUAUGCUACCUUUUUUUUCUAUUUGAUACAGUUUAAACUUGAUUUAACGAAGAGAUUAUCAUGCUCAGAUUAUUUCAUAAAAUCGGUUAGUUCGCAAAAUUGAGAAAGGGAUUUAUCGGUCCUUCGAAAUCUAAAAUUGUAACUUACUGAUGCCCAAAAGCUACCACGGCAUUGUUUUUGCAUCCAAUACACGCCUGUGCGUAUAAAAAGUCCACAGGGGUGGCCUGGACAAGGAGCCUCUCAUGUCACCCAGACAUAGGGGGCACCGUGUCUUGGUCAUGCAGGCCAAGUAGAUGGUCACGUGAAACUAUGACAGGCUACCGAUAUGCGAAGACGUGGAGAAAGAAUGCAGUGAUUGUGUGAGCAGGCAGAGCGAGAAAGUUGCGGGGAGAUGAUUAGUGUUAUGUAUUGCAUAAACCGUGAAAGAACGAAAGCAACCACUUGUGCACCAGCUUGUAGAUCGGAGUGCUAUGGACUACCGAGUCUGUUACGUGCAUGGGCGCGGCAUGCAGCCUCGUCCAAACAAAGCUAGCACCGUGACUGGGGCAGCUAGAUGUUUUAACACGAUGGCGUUAGCGCACACAUUCGAAAAAAAAGUCGUCUCUGUCAAAAUUAUAAGGAAAUCACUGCUUUUUUACUCAGUUAUUUCAGGAACUACUUUGUUAAAUUAGGUUUGGUGGCCAAGUUGGUUGAUUAAUACGGGUUGAUGACAACACUAUGCCCUAUGGGUAUUUGCCAGGGAAUGGAAAUUUCUUCGCUAGAUUGAGAACAUCAUAAAAUUGGGUUUCGUUAGAUCAAGUUUUAACUGUAUCUUUGUUUCCUGCUGUUAUUGUUUUACUUGAUUUAUAAAAGCUUUAAGGUGCCUACAGGUAAUAAUAGCAAAAGGGUCACUUUACAUUGUAGAACUCUCUUACGUUGUAAUGAACUCUGUUUCACCAUCUGGCAGUGUGCUGUAUUCCUGAAUGAGGUGUAUGUGUAUUCAGAGGCUCUACAAUAGAUGUGUCAACUGUGAAGUUGAGUGCUGUGUAUUUGCUUCU
This is a messenger RNA of Rhipicephalus sanguineus (brown dog tick), 6347 nucleotides long. RefSeq lists its product as uncharacterized. Lineage: Eukaryota; Metazoa; Arthropoda; Arachnida; Ixodida; Ixodidae. The record is from RefSeq and is a predicted model, not a curated record. The transcript is spliced from 6 exons. Bases 620 to 4006 code for a protein of 1128 amino acids.